AUGAGUACUAGCUCCUCGGAAGACGAAGAUCGCUUCAAAGUCCUGCGAGGCCUAUUCGCGCAUCGCAACCGAACCUCUGUCUGCCCUGCCUGCCUUAAAUGCUUAUCUCGGCCCGACAAAGUGAAGGAACAUUGCGAUGGCGAAGUAAAGAAAGGAGACGCGAAUCACGCAGGGCUUCUCUUCCGAAGCCCAUCAUUCGAGACAAGCUACCGAGAAGCAAUUGGGUACAGUGAUGAAGCGCCAUUGGUCCCACCGGAAUCAUGGACCGCGUGUACGGCUAUCGAUACAAUCAUUGAAUACAAAUCAUCCAUCCAUGCAGUGUCCCCUGCUAGCAAGCUUGAGAUACUGUUCCAGAUAGCCGAAAAUUCAGCUAUGAGCUACAUCUGUCCUCUACACCUCACGACACACGACUCGUUUCAAACGCUACGCCAGCAUUGGAACCCCGACUCAGGCGGCACCAGCCACGGAAAACUUGCAGCCGAGCCGAGUUACGACUUCAAAAUUGCCUAUGAAGAAGCGAUGGGCAUCACAAUCCCCGAAGCAUAUUUGCCGCUUGAUCCCAGCAUCCCUGGGAGAAAAUCAACUAGCCCCUAUUUUGAAAUAGAAUACGUGAUCAGACGGAUGAAUCUCGACAAACUGCGGGAGAGGUAUGAUGCGAUGGCGCGUCCCCUGAGAUAA
Messenger RNA from Penicillium chermesinum, 678 nucleotides. RefSeq lists its product as uncharacterized. The record is from RefSeq and is a predicted model, not a curated record. The transcript has a single exon. NCBI's taxonomy places the organism in Eukaryota, Fungi, Ascomycota, Eurotiomycetes, Eurotiales, Aspergillaceae. The coding region runs from base 1 to 678 and encodes 225 amino acids.